Messenger RNA from Striga hermonthica, 1308 nucleotides. The record is from the annotation of a GenBank genome assembly. NCBI's taxonomy places the organism in Eukaryota, Viridiplantae, Streptophyta, Magnoliopsida, Lamiales, Orobanchaceae.
AUGGCUGCUUCUAAUUCUUCUAAACUGUUUCGAGUUGGUCGUUCGAUUCUAGGCGGCCUCACCAAUGGUGCUUUCGGUUCAAUCCAUUCAUCUCCCCAGUCGACACAUUCGAAUUUUUUAUCCCAGAAAACGAGAACUUUCAUACAGAUGAGGACCAGCCUUAAAGUGGGGGACAACUCGGGAGCCAAAAGGGUUUUGGGUUGCAGAGGUAUUUACACUUGGGUUUCAAAUGUUGUUGGACAACAGGCUCAGAUUCAUAGUAGCUCUGCACUUGAGGAAAAAGUAGAUCCUUUCUCUCUUGUUGCCGAUGAGCUGUCUAUUCUUGCUAACCGCUUAAGGUCGAUGGUAGUUGCUGAGGUUCCGAAGCUUGCCUCUGCAGCCGAGUAUUUUUUUAAAAUGGGAGUUGAAGGAAAGAGAUUUCGUCCCACUGUUUUAUUGCUGAUGGCAACAGCUUUAAAUGUACCUGUGCCAAGGCAACUAUCUGAGGCUGCCGUUGAUAAAUUAUCCACAGAGUUACGUUCGAGACAACAAUGUAUAGCUGAGAUCACAGAGAUGAUUCAUGUUGCUAGCCUUCUCCAUGAUGAUGUGUUGGAUGAUGCCGAUACUAGACGAGGGAUUGGUUCAUUGAACUUUGUGAUGGGAAAUAAGUUAGCUGUAUUGGCCGGAGAUUUCCUACUAUCUAGAGCUUGUGUUGCCCUCGCCUCUUUGAAAAACACCGAGGUCGUGUCCCUUUUGGCUAAAGUUGUCGAGCAUCUUGUUACGGGAGAAACCAUGCAGAUGACUACCACAUCUGAUCAGCGCUGCAACAUGGAAUACUAUAUGCAGAAGACAUACUACAAAACUGCCUCAUUAAUUUCAAAUAGCUGCAAGGCAAUUGCUCUUCUUGCUGGACAAUCUGCAGAAGUUUCGGUCCUAGCCUAUGAUUACGGCAAAAAUCUGGGAUUAGCUUAUCAGCUAAUUGACGAUGUACUUGAUUUCACUGGCACAUCGGCUUCACUCGGAAAGGGCUCCUUAUCCGACAUUCGCCAUGGAAUUAUUACUGCUCCUAUCCUGUUUGCUAUGGAGGAGUUCCCUGAAUUGCGAGCCAUUGUCGAUCAAGGACUCGAUAACUCUGCCAAUGUGGAUCGCGCUCUCGAGUAUCUUGGAAAGAGUCGUGGGAUUCAGAAAACGAGAGAGCUGGCAGCAAAGCACGCCAGCCUGGCUUCAGCUGCAAUCGAUUCAUUCCCGGAGAACGAUGAUGAAAAUGUGCAGAAGUCAAGGAGGGCACUUGUUGACUUAACACAAAGAGUCAUUACAAGGUCAAAGUAA